AUGCAUAGCGCUGACCUGUGUGACAGUUCGACGAACACCAGCUCUACUGAGAUUGGUCGUCGCCGGUCCGACCAAAGUAAUUCACAGGAGACUUCCAGCAACACAGUGCAACCGUUAAGCCGAAUGACCAAGUUUAAAAUAUUCCCUGGUCCUCCAGUGUGGACAACUCGAUGGUUGCAGCAACAAGGUUCAAAAGCUCAAUGCCUGACAAUGCGGCUGUUCGAAUACCGCGGAAGCAUGGUCGUAGUUGUGACACGGGCUAGUGAUUUCGCUAACCAAGACAGGCCUCCAACAACUUAG
Messenger RNA from Opisthorchis viverrini, 300 nucleotides. RefSeq lists its product as hypothetical. The record is from RefSeq and is a predicted model, not a curated record. Lineage: Eukaryota; Metazoa; Platyhelminthes; Trematoda; Opisthorchiida; Opisthorchiidae. The coding region runs from base 1 to 300 and encodes 99 amino acids. The transcript is spliced from 2 exons.